Molecule: messenger RNA, 2193 nt
Organism: Phragmites australis (common reed)
Lineage: Eukaryota; Viridiplantae; Streptophyta; Magnoliopsida; Poales; Poaceae
Product: probable glucan 1,3-beta-glucosidase A
Exons: 11
Coding region: 172-1869 (565 amino acids)
Biological process (GO): carbohydrate metabolic process; cell migration; actin filament bundle assembly
Cellular component (GO): cytoplasm; actin cytoskeleton
Molecular function (GO): actin filament binding; hydrolase activity, hydrolyzing O-glycosyl compounds
Source: RefSeq, a predicted model, not a curated record
UUCGGCUCGCUCAUUUUCCUCGCCUUCCACUUCCACUCUCCACGUUUUCCCUCCUCUCCCAAGACCCAGACACCGCUGGACUGAACUGGGUCUCCGGUGCGCGAAUGGCGGUCUGCCACACCAGGGAGCGAGAAAAGCGGCCGAAGAGAAAGCGAGCAGCGGCUGCUGCCAAUGCCGGCGUUGUGCUCGUUUGCGUCGCCAUCCAUGUUUGGGAUGAACUUUGCGAUGAGGAAGCUUGCAUCCCCCGCGUCGUCAGUACCUGCGCACACCGGCUGUUCGACGAAUUGCCCACGUGAGAUGAGGCUUCCUCAUGCCAGUCUCUUGAUCGUUGGGGUUCUGUCCGCGUUCCAAAUUUCCCAUUCAUCAACAGAUGAUGAUUUCUCCAAGGUCAGGGCGGUGAACUUGGGCGGCUGGCUGGUGGUGGAGGGGUGGAUCAAGCCCUCUUUGUUUGAUGGCAUUCCGAAUAGGGACAUGCUUGAUGGCACUCAGGUGCAGCUCAAGUCAGUGGGGCUUCAGAAGUACGUGAGUGCGGGCAGCGGUGGCGGCGGGAGUGUGACAGUGAAUCAGGAUGUCGCUUCUUCAUGGGAGACCUUCAAGCUAUGGAGAAUUUCUACUAGUAUAUUUCAAUUCCGCUGCUUCAAAGGUCAGUUCUUAACUGCAAGUGAUGGAGAUGUGAUCUCAGCAACAGCAGAUUCACCAGGGGACUUAGAAACAUUUUACAUUGAAAGGAACAAUACAAUGCUUCAUAUCAAGCUUUUAAAUGGGAGCUAUUUGCAGGUCACAAACGAUAGUCUGCUUACUUCAAAUUACCCUUCCCAACCAGGAUGGGAUGAUGUUAUGGCAACAUUUGAGCUGACAAUUGUUGCCAAUAAUUUGCAUGGAGAUUACCAGCUUGCCAAUGGGUAUGGAUCUGAGCAGGCAAAGGCGGUCUUGACAGAACACCGAAAGAGCUUUGUGACUGGAAGCGAUUUCUAUUUCCUCUCACAAAACGGUAUAAAUGCAGUAAGGAUUCCAGUUGGAUGGUGGAUUGCAUACGAUCCUGAUCCACCUGCUCCAUUUAUUGGUGGCUCCCUGGAUGCCCUCGAUAGAGCAUUCUAUUGGGCACAGAUUUAUGGCUUGAAGGGCAUCAUUGAUCUUCAUGCGGCUCCUGGAUCUCAAAAUGGAAUUGAGCACAGUGCUAGCAGAGAUGGUUCAGUAGAUUGGCCUUCGGAAGACAACAUAGAGAAAACAUUGGAUGUCAUUAAAUUUCUGGCUCAAAGAUAUGCAAACAACCCCUGUCUCCUAGGUAUCGAGCUUUUGAAUGAACCAUCUGCAGCUGCAGUCCCACUAGAUACUCUAGUGUCAUAUUACAAAACAGGGUACAAGAUUGUACGAAGUUAUUCGGACACGGCUUAUGUUAUAUUCUGCCAGAGGAUUGGGAAUGCAGACCCAAUGGAGCUUUACCAGGCUGACCUGGGCCCAACCAACACGGUUGUAGACUUGCAUUACUACAACCUCUUUGAUCCUUAUUUUGAAAAACUUAAUGCAACAGAGAACAUACAGUUCAUUUAUAAGAACAGAAUGCCUCAAGUACAGACCUUGAAUCACGCAAAUGGACCUCUUGUUUUUAUUGGUGAGUGGGUAAAUGAAUGGAAUGUGACAGACGCUUCACAAAUCCAAUAUCAACUGUUUGGAAAAGCGCAAUUAGAGGUAUAUGGUGAAGCAUCCUUUGGCUGGUCUUAUUGGACAAUCAAGUGCAAUAGCGUGCACUGGGACUAUGAAUGGAACAUAAGGAAUAGGUAUCUUAUUGGUGGUUCACCAUUCGACAGCCCAAACUACAUUUUGCUUGUGGCAGGGUGCCUCAUGUACCUUUUGUUUAUAGUGACAUGAUACGAGAAAGAUAGUCCGAUUUACCAACAAAAGAUAGUCUGAUCGUGCCUACAAAGAGGAAGAUAGUUCGAUAGGGCCUCUCUGAUUUUGAGCAAUUUAUUUGUUCGAACAAUUCUGCAAAGAUGUCCUAAAUGUAUGGUUCAUUCGUUUUCCAAGGUACUUGAUUAGAAUUCAUUUUGCAAACAUUUGAACAUCAGGAAAAUUGAGGAAAUUCAGCCUUCUCUGAAAAAAAAACAGAGAGAAGGUCCUCUGAAUCUGAAUUCUUCCUCCUUAUCUGAAAUCUAAAGGAAACCACUUGCCGAUGAUGACAAUUGUGGACAAUGA